Molecule: messenger RNA, 1569 nt
Organism: Aureococcus anophagefferens
Lineage: Eukaryota; Pelagophyceae; Pelagomonadales; Pelagomonadaceae
Exons: 1
Biological process (GO): carotenoid biosynthetic process
Molecular function (GO): oxidoreductase activity
Source: RefSeq, a predicted model, not a curated record
AAACCGCGCGUCGUCGUCGUCGGCGGCGGCGUCGGCGGCCUGGCGACGGCGGGCCGGCUGCAGCGCCUCGGCGCGGAGUGCACCGUGCUGGAAAAGAACGAGAAGCUCGGCGGCCGCGUCGGCGAGCACCGCUGGGAAGGCCACCGCUGGGAGACGGGCGCGUCGCUGCUGCUGCUGCCGGACGUCUAUCGCCGCGCGCUCGAGGCCGCCGGCGGCGCCAUGGUCGACGCCGUGCGCGUCGACCCGGCCUACGCGGUCUGGUUCCGGGAGCACGCGGACCGCGGGCCCGUCGUGCUCGGCGGCGGCGACCGCGGCGCGCUCCGAGCGCGCCUCGAGCUCGAGGCGCCGGGCGCGUUCGAGCGCUUCGAGCGCUACGGCGCCUGCGCGCGCGAGUACCUCCGGGCCGGCUGGCCCAUCUUCAUCGAGGAGGACCUGUCCUUCAGCGGCCUCGCGACGCUGCCGCGCUUCCUCGCGAACGCUCUCUCGGACCUCUGGCGCUGGCCGCUCUUCGGCCACGACGCGCAGCUGCGGCGGCUCUUCCCCGAGAGCGCGCGGCUCCGGGCGCUCUGCAGCUUCGACGACUUGUACGUGGGCCUGAGCCCCUACGAGGCGCCGGCGGUCUUCUCGCUGCUCGCGGCCAUCGAGCUCGACGACGCGGGCGUGGUCGACGACCCGCCGCGGCGCGACGUCGGCGUCUACUACCCGCGCGGCGGCUUCGGUACCGUCGUCGACGCGUUGACGCGCGCCUGCGAGGCCUCGGGCGUGGCGCUGCGGACGCGCGCGGCCGUGGACCAGGUGCUCGUCGCGGACGGCAGAGCGACGGGCGUGCGGCUCCAGGACGGCGAGACGCUCGACGCCGACUACGUCGUCGUCAACGGCGACCUCGCGACGACGGAGCCGGCGCUGCUGUCGGAGACCACCGGCGCGGCGCGGAGCGCCUACGAGCGCGAGCGCUACUCGACGUCGUCGAUCACGUUCCUCUGGGCGCUCGACGCGGCGCUGCCCCAGCUCCGGCACCACAACGUCUUCCUCGCCGAGGCCGGAAACGGCGACGACCCCUUCCGCGUCGCCUGGGACGACCAGCUGCCGGAGCGGGGCCGCCGCUCGCGCUUCCCGGGCCGCGGCUUCCACUUUUACCUCUGCGCGCCGUCGCGGACCGACGCGACCGCGGCGCCCGAGGGCAAGGACACGCUCAUGGUCCUCGUGCCGACGCCGCCCCUCGCCGAGGACGGCAGCGACCCCGUGGACGACUGGAUCGCGGCCGCGCGGGACGGCGUCUUCGCGGCUCUCCGGGACUCGGCGGGCUGCGGCGACGUCGCCGGCCACGUCGUCCACGAGCGCGUCAUCGACCCGCGCGAGUGGCGCGACGGCCUCGGCCUCCGCCACGGCAGCGUCUUCGGCCUCGCCCACGGCCUCGACCAGCUCGCGAUCUUCCGCCCGUCGCGGCGGUCGGCGCGCGUCGGCGGCCUCGCGUUCGUCGGCGCGUCGACGCGGCCGGGCAACGGCGUGCCCCUCGUGCUGACGUCGGCGAAGCUGCUCUGCGCGGAGUUGGAGGACGAGCUGGGGCUG